AUGAAGGAAAAUUAUUACAACAAGAAGAAACUGAAAUAUCUUGAGAUGUUAAGAUCAGGAAAGCCAAAAAAGAACUCAAGGGGGCAGGUAAUCAAAGAUGCGCCGUUUCAGAAGGCAAAGGCAGAAGCAGGGAGGAUAGAGCCAAGCAGGAAAUGGUUUACGGGUACGAAGAUAGUCUCAUCUACGGAGCUUGAUGCAUACAGAUCUGAAGUGAAGGUGCAGACCCCGUACAAUGUGCUUCUUAGUGCAGGAAAAGUACCAUAUUCACUUCUUGAGGAUGGGUGCAGGAAGAGAAAGCAGACUAAUGAUUUUGAAUGUGUGUUUGGAAAGAAAUCGAUAAGGAAGAAGCCGACGCUUGGAUACAGCAGCUUGAAGGAGCUUUCUCAGCAAUUGAAUCAUGAGAAGAAGGAGAGCAUUGAGCUGAAGAAAGAGUUUGUGAAGGGGCAAAGCCAUAGGAUAUGGCUUGAGCUGUAUAAGGUUCUUGACAGCAGUGAUGUGAUUGUUCAUGUUCUUGAUGCAAGAGACCCUUUGGGGACGCUUUGCGACAAGAUAUCUGCAUACAUUAAGGAGGAGGCGCCUCACAAGCAUAUGAUGUAUGUGUUGAAUAAGGUUGAUCUUGUGCCUACUGGAGUAACCGCUAAAUGGCUAAAGUAUUUUUCGAAGUCGCAUCCUACAAUAGCAUAUCAUUCGAGCUCAAUAACAAAUAACUAUGGAAAGGCAAAUCUGAUUAACCUUCUGAGACAGCUGAGCAAGCUGUACAAGAAGAAACACAUGAGCGUUGGGUUUGUUGGGUAUCCAAACAUUGGCAAAAGCAGCAUAAUAAACACAUUAAGGAACAAGGCAGUGUGUAAGGUUGCGCCUGUUCCGGGAGAGACAAAGGUAUGGCAAUAUAUAACGCUUACAAGAGGAAUAUACUUGAUAGAUUGCCCAGGAAUAGUUCCGAUUGCAGAUUAUACUCAGGCCAUACUCCGAGGAGCAAUUCGGAUUGAAAACAUCGAAGAACCUGAAAUGUACAUUGAUGAAGUGAUUUCCAAGGCAAAGGAUUCGAUGUCAAAAAUAUAUGGGAUUGUGUUCAACAACUCGAUAGAUUUACUUGAGAAGUUGGCAAUAAGAUUUGGAAAGCUGCUGAAAGGAGGAGAGCCCAAUAUCGAUGCUGUUUCUAAGAUGGUGCUUCGUGAUUGGGUUAGAGGAAAGAUUCCAUACUACACAAUACCUGCUGAUGCUACUGAUGAGGAAAAGAACUAA
This is a messenger RNA of Ordospora pajunii, 1245 nucleotides long. RefSeq names its product NGP1NT domain-containing protein. The coding region runs from base 1 to 1245 and encodes 414 amino acids. Gene Ontology annotation, molecular function: GTP binding. Gene Ontology annotation, cellular component: nucleolus. The transcript has a single exon. NCBI's taxonomy places the organism in Eukaryota, Fungi, Microsporidia, Ordosporidae. The record is from RefSeq and is a predicted model, not a curated record.